Messenger RNA from Papaver somniferum (opium poppy), 1656 nucleotides. RefSeq lists its product as uncharacterized. Lineage: Eukaryota; Viridiplantae; Streptophyta; Magnoliopsida; Ranunculales; Papaveraceae. The transcript has a single exon. The record is from RefSeq and is a predicted model, not a curated record. The coding region runs from base 1 to 1656 and encodes 551 amino acids.
AUGUCAGUUUAUAAAUGGCCUCAAAGAGCUCUAAAGGAUUGUGAGCAAAUGAUAAGAAAUUUUCUUUGGACUGGAGAUCCUUCAAAAAGAAAGAGUGUUGUGCUUAAAUGUGACAAAGUUUGUUCUCCAUUUGAAGAAGGAGGUCUUGGCUUGAGAAGACUAGAGAUUAUGAAUAAGGCAUUGCUUAUGAAAUUUUGGUGGAAAAUACAAAACAGCAAGGAAGAUUGGGCUAUAUUUUUUCAAGAAAAAUUCAUUACAAAAAAAGGGGACUGGAUUGGAUAUUAUAAGAAAUCUUCUAUUCUUCCUGGCUUGAAAUGGAUCUCUGAAGAUGUGCAAAAAUUCACAACAUGGAUAGUUGGCACUGGAUCAAAAAUAUCAGUUUGGAAUGACACUUGGAUAAAGGAUAAACCUUUGUGUGAAUUAUAUCCUGAUAAUGCAUAUCUUAAUGAAUUCCCUGUCAUGAAAGUUGAAAACCUAAUAGUUGAUAAUGAAUGGGUUAUGCCUUCUGAACUUCUUGAUAUGGUUUUAAUUAAUGAGCUACCUGUACUCAGUUUGGAGGAAGACAAAAGAAUCUGGAGUGGCACAAUUACUGGGGAUUUCUCUGUUUCUUCUGCAGUUGAGUGUAUCAGAACAAAGUAUUCAAAAGUGAGUUGGGUACAUCAGGUAUGGAAUUACUCAAUUUAUCCAAAUAUUUCAAGCAAUAUCUGGAAACUUAUAAGAAAUAUUUUCCCAACUGAUGAAAAAAUGAAAACUAAAAAAUUUCAACUUGCUUCUAGAUGUUGUUUUUGUAAGAAAGAUGAGGAAACUCUAAUACACAUUCUAUGGAAAUGCAACUAUAGUGAGCUAAUUUGGAAGUGGUUAGGAGGGAUGUUUAAUUUCAAGAAUCUUAAGUCCUUUGAUGAAGUCUUUAGUUUUGCAAAACAUAAAAGUCCCGCAGUUGGUGAAAUAUGGAGAUAUGCUGCUUUCAUUACUCUCAGGGAACUGUGGUUUCAAAGAAAUAGAAGUGUUUAUGAGGAUGAAGUCUUCAAUGAACAAAAUAUUAAAUCAAGAAUCCUGAAACUUACUGCUGAAGAAGAAAUUAGAAUGAAACAGCUCAUGUGGAAUACUGCAUAUGAUCUGCAAAUGCUAAAAAAGUUUGGUAUGAAAUGCAGAAGGGUCAAGACUUGUGUUGUUAAAGAGAUUUCCUUCAAAUUGCCUCAGAAGAAUCAACUUCUCUUGUGUUGUUAUGGGGCUUCAAGGGGGAACCCUGGGAAUUCAGGUUAUGGGAUUAUGGCCAGAAAUGAUAAAGGAGAAGUGGUGGUAGCUAUAGAAGGAGGUCUGGGAUUGCUACUAAUUUCUUUGCGGAAAUUAUGGCAAUUCUUUGUGCAGGAGAAUGGGCUAUCCAUAAUGGUUUCAGAAUCAUUCUUUUCAGUACAGACUCAAAAGCAGCAAAAUUUGAGAGUUCCUUGGUUUGCAAUUGAUAGAUGGAAGCAAAUCUGCAACAUUGCUACCAAAUGUGAGUUUCUUCAUAAUUACAGAGAACUGAACUUCUCUGCAAAUUAUCUAGCUAACAGAGGAGCAACUAUGCAGAGAGGAGAUCAACACAUAUACACAAGCAAACCUCCCUUCCUUGUAAAUCUUGAAAAUGAAAAGCAGAAGUACUUUAGGACAGUUUAG